AUGGAUUCAAACCUAGCUAUUUUCUCGCUAGAACACACCUACCUAGUCAACUCACACCCGGGCAUCUAUGAGUCUAGUACGGGUCUUUGGCAAGAUCACCUGGAAUGGUCCCGAGCACUCAUCCCCUACAAUGUUCUAGACCAUGCACAGGAAAAUAUCCGAGUAAUUGACAACGUGAGCCGUUUGAGACUGACCAUUAUGAACUUGAACCACAACGGCAUGAGCGAAACAAACCAUAUAAAGCUAAUCGAGCCGCAGCUCAACAAUCAGCUCAUCACCAUCAGCAUCAACGGUAACGAGGUCUUCGUGAACAACUCCAGGACUGAGAUUCUCAAAACGUUCAAAACGGUUGGCUUUAGAAAGCUCACUCUAGCCUCUGGUGAGCUUAAAGCUGUUGGGUCCAAUUUCAUACAGCAUUUGAAUAGCAUUGCUUUGCGGUCCAACGUUGAGAUCAUGAUCUCAGAGUAUGAGACCGAUUUCAAAGGCCUGAAUGCAAAGUCGGAAAAGGAUUACAUAUAUAUACUUGGAGAUACCAUCAAUUUGAGUCUGGCAGAAACCCACGUGCAAAUCCUCAUUGACACGCUUCUCAAAAACUGUUUUCUCGAUCAAGUACAGAUACCAAGGUCAAUGGUUCCAUGCUUGGGGGGAGCUGGCUUGAAUAGUCUUUCUGAGCUUACACACGAGCUGAAAAUCAAACUUUAUCUUCCAGAUUUGUCCCAUGUGUUCGCGACCCAUGAAGAAUCUGUCAGCAACAGCCAAAUAUCGAUUUGGAUGACGGGUGAUAGGAUUGCAGAGUUAUCAAUGGCAAAAAAAUCUCUCUUAGAUUUUACAAGUCUUGUCGAAGCAAGACAAACGAACUCCGACAAAGUCUACGUUCAAGAGGUUCAAGUAUGCAGGGAUAAGCUUGAUUUGAUUUCCCUCUAUCAUCAGCGGGAUGUGUUCUCUAUAAUGCUCAAGCACGGGACCUACAUUCGCAAAUCUUACUCUCUUGAGUCCAGAAACCAAGCAAUGUUUGUGAAGGGUUUGACUCCUAGCUCUGUUCGAGAAUCUAUAAUGGGCAUAAGCGCUCUCAGCUGCGGCCUCUAUCAUCUCGACAUCACAUUUUCGCGCGUUCCUCCGACUGCAGAUUUAGAGUAUUACUUGAUUAGCCUUAUCAAUUCCAAGAGAACAUGCGUGCUCAUCCACAACCAAUAUGGGAUAAGUUUCUUGGGAGCUAAGAGAGAGAUACACAUGUUGUUGAAGGAGCUUGUUACAAAUCUCAAGGAUCACCAAUACUUUUAUAAAGCUUUGAACAAAGACAUGGGCGGCUUACAAGUUUCUUUGAAAAUGGAGCUCGCCAAUGACCAAAAAGAUUUUUUGAGUGGCAAAAAAAAUGGAAAAAUUAUCAAAAUUUUGAACCAAUUGGGAAACGUUCCCAAAGUAUCGUUUCUCAGACUCAGUAACCUCAAUUUCAUCAUUGAACUGAGUGUCAAGGUAAAUUCAGGGAUCAAGAGUAAGCAAGUUGUUACGGCUUUUGAUCUUCUUUUGCGCACAAUAAGCCUCAUCGAGAUGGAAUUUCCGGCAGAAAUGCAAUUCAACAUACCUGAGGUUUUUCACAAAAGCCUCAUUGGAAAUGGGGGUGCCAUAAUUCAAUCUAUCCUGAAGAAAUACAAUGUAUUCAUCAAGUUUUCCAGAUAUGGUGUAUCUUCUGAUUUGAAUGCAGAUUCAGAUGAUAUGAUGAACGUCCUGAAUCCUUUCCUGUUUAAACGAGACAGUAAUGUCCUAAUCAAGUGCCCAAUGAAAAAUCUGAGGAGCAUUAUGUUUGUGAAGCACGAAAUCGAUCAGCUUGUACAUCAAUGUUGGCAUAACAGGUCGUUGUCGUUUAAUGGAAUUUCCGUUAUCUACAAUACCAUCCAGUUCCGGCUUUUGAAAAGCCAUUACCUAUUGCUCAUAAAGGAAGCAAAAUUCAAUUUGCAUUUUGUUAGUGAUUUGGAGCAGGAGUUCAGCACCUUCAUUGACUUCCCGAAUUCAAUUGAUGCCUUUGGCGGAGAAAAUAGCGUCAUGAUCACCAUAAAAGGAAACGACAGCAAAGCACGCUUAUGCGCAGGGAAGAUGGCUGGAUACCUCCCAAGGUCCUUCGGAAUUGACGUCCAUGGAGAGUAUGGAAAGUUGGAGGAUGAUGUCAGCUCCACAAAUGUAAACUUUAGAGAAAACAUCAUCAUCCCAUUCAGGUUGCUUCUUCAAACGGAGCUUAUUGUUGAACUGUCCAUGCAGGUCCAAGAACAUGGCUCAUUUCACAGAAUUACCUUGAGUUCUUUUAGUGAUCAAGGGUUGACCAUGGCAGCAUCCGAGCUAAGCCAGUAUUUGAGAGAAAAGAGCUUCUUGAUUGUCGACCAUAGGAGUGCCGCUUUCAAUCCUAUAGUGUCAAUCGAUGAGAAGCCUUUAGGGGUAAUCACGAACCAGAAGUCGAACGGUGAUGUCAGGCCAAGCUUUUUAAGGCGUCUUUUGACCUGCGGCAGAAUCGCUCGCUAG
Messenger RNA from Metschnikowia bicuspidata var. bicuspidata NRRL YB-4993, 2511 nucleotides. RefSeq lists its product as uncharacterized. The transcript has 3 exons. Bases 1 to 2511 code for a protein of 836 amino acids. The record is from RefSeq and is a predicted model, not a curated record. Gene Ontology annotation, molecular function: RNA binding. NCBI's taxonomy places the organism in Eukaryota, Fungi, Ascomycota, Pichiomycetes, Serinales, Metschnikowiaceae.